UGAGAACAGAAAUAGUUGUUUUCGUUUGCACGUGUUGAAAUCGAAAGCAUUCGCAUUGUAGCAUAAACAUUUGAUUUUAAAUUACAAUGAUGACGCUGUCGUCUGUCCAGAAGGCUCCUCCAGCCGCAGAUUCGUCCUCGGAUAGUGGAGAAGAAUGCGAGGUGAGCGCGUGCAACAGCGAAGGAAAUCCCGCCUGGGCAAGAACUAUUGCCAAAUUGUUGAAACAAAAUCCGCCGGAGAACCAAAAGAGAACGGUGCUCUCUCGGGCUAAGAAGUUGAAGCCCAACAAUGCUCGGGUCGACAAAGCUAAGAAAACGUAUGACUUUGAAAUCGAUGGAACCGAAGUCGAAGUGCCCAAAAAGGGCAAGGACAUCAAGAAGGAGAAGCCGUCCGAACUCGAUGCUCACCUGACGAGUCAACAGCGCAAAAAUGUGCCGCUGCAGCUGCGGGUCAAACCAAAUGCACAGGAUCUGGAGCGAGAGCGCAACCUGCGCAAAGUGGCAACAAGCGGCACGGUGCAGUUCUAUAAUGCGGUGCGCAUCCAACAGAAGGAGCUGCAACAGCAGCUGCAGGAUGCCGGCCCGCUGGACAGUCGCAAGGAUGCGGUGCUCAACAACAUUGACAAAGGCAAAUUCCUGGACGUAUUGAUGAGCGGCAAGCGUGCCAGGUCCGCGGCCAUAGACAAUAGGGUCAAGAAAGAGGAGCUGGAGUCGGGCUCGGAUGAUGAGGACUCAACAGAUGAUGAAAUGCCAAAAGACGCGGGCAACAAAAAGAAGUCCGAAUGGAAUGUGCUGCGCGAGGACUUUAUGACCAACAAGAAAAUCAAGCACUGGGAUGAAGAAGAAGAGGAACAAGAUGAUGAGAAGGCGGAAAGUGACGCCGCGGAUAGCGAAGAAGAUUAGCAUAUAAAGGUUUCUGUGCUAAUUCUAGUUUUUAAUAAAA
Messenger RNA from Drosophila novamexicana, 942 nucleotides. Its product is annotated as RRP15-like protein. Bases 87 to 902 code for a protein of 271 amino acids. Gene Ontology annotation, cellular component: preribosome, large subunit precursor. The record is from RefSeq and is a predicted model, not a curated record. Gene Ontology annotation, biological process: maturation of LSU-rRNA; maturation of 5.8S rRNA. The transcript has a single exon. NCBI's taxonomy places the organism in Eukaryota, Metazoa, Arthropoda, Insecta, Diptera, Drosophilidae.